AUCUUCCCAAACGGGCAUUAGCGUAUUUGGAGGGCACAAACCCUUUUUCGAGCAUUUUCGGCAAAAGUACCUGCCAAAAUUCAACUCCCGACCCAAUUCAACAAAAUCUUUCUGACCAAAGUCAAGUCACGUCAAUUCCCGGUUGCGAAUCCCUUCAACACCACCUUUAAAAUCUCCACAAAGACAAAUCCGCAACCAUGUCUUCCCAAAGCGUCCAGUGCUUCGGCAAGAAGAAGACGGCUACUGCUGUCGCCCACUGCAAGUCCGGUCAAGGUCUCAUCAAGGUCAACGGCCGACCGUUAUCCCUCGUUCAGCCCGAGGUUCUGCGAUUCAAGGUCUACGAACCUCUUUUGAUCGUUGGCCUUGACAAGUUCGCCAAUGUCGACAUCCGCGUCCGUGUCACCGGUGGUGGUCACACUUCCCAGGUUUACGCCGUCCGUCAGGCCAUCGCCAAGGCCCUGAUCGCCUACUACCAGAAGUUCGUCGACGAGCACAGCAAGAACCACCUAAAGCAAGCUCUCGUCCAGUACGACCGAACCCUCCUCGUUGCCGACAACCGUCGCUGCGAGCCCAAGAAGUUCGGUGGUCCCGGUGCCCGCGCCAGAUACCAAAAGUCUUACCGUUAAAGCCUUUCCGGGCUUUGGCGGUUUGGGAUAUUCGGUGCGCGGAAACAGGCGAUGGUUUGGGGGAGAGGGAAGGAAAACAAACCACCGGUCUCUCUCUAUUGGGGAAGUUCGACGACAUGGAAUGGAAAGAAAAAUGCGGUCAAUUCAAGAGACACGGAACGGGUUUUGCCCUGGCCCUCUUCUCCUUUUUGCAACAAAUCAGGACGGCUAUGGCGGUGGUCGGACCUCUGGAGUCUUGAGAACAGGGAAUAAAUUCCUUCGCGAGGGCUAUAUCUCUAUGGGUGCCUUCUCGCUUAUUAUGCAUUUGCAUGGCCUGGUUGUAAAGGGAUUAGGCGAAUGAAACAACAAAACUUUUCUAAAACAAAAGUUAUCCUCUUAAUGACCCCAUUAAUGACUCCAAAGUAGCCGGGUAUGCUCGUUGAAAGUGAGGCGUCCAGGGGACAGCUUUCUCCAUCGAGUACUUGACUAUUGUCUCGUGAUACCCCCCUUAAGUGACUCUAAAUUAAGCAUAGGAUGGACUCUCCUCCCAUAUUCUCCUCCCUCGCAUAUUUGUUAUGAGGAAUACUCGUGAUCAACAUGAUAGCAUAACUACGCGUUGUUGUAUACCUAUCUAGCCAUCCAGACACGGAAUGGACCCCAACUAGAACCCCAUAACCCCAGUCAACAUUACACUAGAUGAUGGCAUCUAGGUAUCCA
Messenger RNA from Hypoxylon fragiforme, 1322 nucleotides. RefSeq names its product 40S ribosomal protein S16. Bases 198 to 626 code for a protein of 142 amino acids. The record is from RefSeq and is a predicted model, not a curated record. Gene Ontology annotation, biological process: translation; maturation of SSU-rRNA from tricistronic rRNA transcript (SSU-rRNA, 5.8S rRNA, LSU-rRNA). Gene Ontology annotation, molecular function: RNA binding; structural constituent of ribosome. NCBI's taxonomy places the organism in Eukaryota, Fungi, Ascomycota, Sordariomycetes, Xylariales, Hypoxylaceae. Gene Ontology annotation, cellular component: ribosome; cytosolic small ribosomal subunit. The transcript is spliced from 3 exons.